AUGAGGCGAUGCGUGUCCAUCACCGCUUGGCAGCUGGCCCAUCUCCAUCUCCAGCCCGGGUGCAUCAUCCUGUUGACGAACCCUCCGCCAACCAUCGCCGUCCCACCGCCGCAGCCUGACGAGAACAAACACGUACGUGCUCCAUAUGUACCUAUAUCUUCCUCAUCAAAGGAGCAUGGAUGGGCAUGCCGCAUCCGCAUCCAAAAGCGGAAGAAAUGCCUUGCUUCGUGGCGAACACCACUGGCACAAGCAAUUGCUGAGACGACCGGGGUGGGAGGUCAAAACCAGGGCUUCAAGACCAAACGAUUCGAUCCUCCCGUGUUUCCAAACGCUGCCAGGCCCAUGUUUCUUGAAUCCUGUUCCUGUCUGGUUCUGGUUCCUGUUCACUGGCAAACUGGUGAAGAGGGACGAGUUCGGUUCGUGGUGGAGUCAACCAGACAAGACCAAGGCGGCUUAUUCCUGUACGCUGACUGGCUGUCGUCGCUCCUCAGUGUUCCUUGGCUCCUCACUCCUCACGACGAAACACGGUUGGCCGCCAAACCAUUGGUUCAUCGACCACACAUCAUGAAACAAAGGCGGCUUCUGCGCCUGGCCCUUUGA
Messenger RNA from Pochonia chlamydosporia 170, 600 nucleotides. RefSeq lists its product as hypothetical. Bases 1 to 600 code for a protein of 199 amino acids. The record is from RefSeq and is a predicted model, not a curated record. Lineage: Eukaryota; Fungi; Ascomycota; Sordariomycetes; Hypocreales; Clavicipitaceae. The transcript has a single exon.